Molecule: messenger RNA, 1223 nt
Organism: Manihot esculenta (cassava)
Lineage: Eukaryota; Viridiplantae; Streptophyta; Magnoliopsida; Malpighiales; Euphorbiaceae
Product: aquaporin SIP1-1
Exons: 3
Coding region: 313-1032 (239 amino acids)
Biological process (GO): transmembrane transport
Cellular component (GO): membrane
Molecular function (GO): water channel activity
Source: RefSeq, a predicted model, not a curated record
UAAACGGAGAGGGAGUCCUAGUGCAAGACCAGCACACACACACACACAAAAAAAAAGGGCAAAACAGAAGAGAAGCAGCUGAAUCUGAUUCCUUCUUCUGGUUCUGGGUUAGGUAAAUCACAAACAAAACUCAAAACAAACAUAACCCAUUCUUCUGAGACGUCCACUUUCCCAGUUCCUACCAAAACUCCCAAGAAUCCCAGGCCAACCAAUCGCCAUCAGUCCUCCCUUUAUCUCACACCCGUCUGCUUCUUUCUACUUAAGCAUACCAUCGCAAUCAAACCCAGAAACCAAAAGCUUUUUCAAUUACCAAUGGGUGCGAUAAAGUCGGCGAUUAAUGAUGUUUUGCUCACAUUCAUGUGGGUCUUUUGCUCGUCAAUGUUCGGCUUGUUUACUAGCCUCAUAGCUACCGCGCUCGGCGUUCAGCACCAGUUUUGGGUUUCUUUGUUUAUUACUACCUUUAUUGUUUUUGUAUUUGUUUUCUUGUUUGGUUUGAUCGCUAAUUUAUUGGGUGGAGCCAGUUUUAAUCCCACUGGUACUGCUGCUUUUUAUGCUGCUGGGUUUGGUGAGGAUAAUCUCUUCUCUAUGGCUCUCAGAUUCCCUGCUCAGGCAGCAGGUGCUGUGGGUGGUGCACUGGCGAUCUUGGAGGUGAUCCCACCACAGUAUAAGCACAUGCUUGGAGGCCCUACCUUGAAAGUUGACUUGCAUACCGGAGCCAUUGCUGAGGGGGUUUUGACAUUUUUAAUUACCUUUGCUGUUCUUGUAAUUAUCCUUAGGGGUCCUCGUAACUCACUGGUGCAGCAUUGGUUGCUUGCCGUUGUAACUGUAACUUUGGUUGUCUUAGGUGCCAAAUACACUGGGCCUUCCAUGAAUCCUGCUAAUGCAUUUGGGUGGGCAUAUAUAAACAAGUGGCACGACACAUGGGAACAGUUCUAUGUUUAUUGGAUUUGUCCCUUCAUAGGAGCAAUAUUGGCUGCAUGGAUGUUCCGCCUCGUCUUCCCUCCACCUGCACCAAAACAGAAGAAAGCCUGAAAGAGCACAGUCAAUGUUAAUUAUUACAUAAAUAGAGAAGCUGGGUGUGAGUGUAAUAAAAUAUUUAACUCUUCCUUCUUGGCUCUUGAGACCAUCUUCAUUUAAGUUGCUUGUAGUGAUGUCAAUUGGCAAAUCUCUUCUUCCCCUGUACUUGCCUUCUUGCCAUUAUUAAUUUCUUAUUUUCGAUGUGA